Messenger RNA from Pollicipes pollicipes, 2632 nucleotides. It is a transcript of the gene HDAC3, whose product is annotated as histone deacetylase 3. Gene Ontology annotation, molecular function: histone deacetylase activity. Bases 275 to 1585 code for a protein of 436 amino acids. NCBI's taxonomy places the organism in Eukaryota, Metazoa, Arthropoda, Thecostraca, Pollicipedomorpha, Pollicipedidae. Gene Ontology annotation, biological process: epigenetic regulation of gene expression. The transcript is spliced from 10 exons. The record is from RefSeq and is a predicted model, not a curated record.
UAUCAGCUCUGUACCCUAGCACCCGCCAACGUUUGACAGUGUGUCCGGGGCCGUGUUUGGAGAAGGGGGGAAGGAGUGGGGAUUGGGCCAGAAUCGUCGGGGCCAAUUUUAUGUCGAGGUGCUACAAAUCAACUCUAUGAGGGCUGAUUCCGAGCUGCGAGGGGUUUCUGGCUCUCUGUUAAUUGAAGCCUGAUUGUUAUUUUGAUCAGAGUAAUUAACUGCUUUAAUUUUAACGUAAUUGUGUUUGUGUUUUGAGAUAUAUAGCAUAAGCACCAUGACAAGCACAUCCAAUAAAACUGUUGCCUAUUUCUAUGACCCUGAUGUUGGAAAUUUCCACUUUGGACCAAGUCACCCGAUGAAGCCACACCGGCUGGCAGUGACACACAGCCUUGUGCUCAAUUAUGGCCUUUACAAGAAGAUGCACGUGUACAAGCCAUACCGCGCCAGCAGCCAGGACAUGGUGCGCUUCCACUCGGGCGAGUACAUCGACUUCCUGCAGCGUGUCACACCCAUGAACAUCCACGGCUUCUCCAAGAGUGCCACACACUUCAAUGUUGGCCUGGAUGACUGCCCGGUAUUUGACGGACUGUACGACUUCUGCUCGAUGUACACGGGGGCGUCCCUCGACGGCGCAACCAAGCUGAACCACAACACCUGUGACAUCGCAAUCAACUGGUCCGGUGGUCUGCACCACGCCAAGAAGUUCGAGGCCUCGGGCUUCUGCUACAUCAACGACAUUGUCGUCGCCAUUCUGGAACUUUUGAAGUACCACCCGCGGGUGCUGUACAUCGACAUCGACUGUCACCACGGCGACGGCGUGCAGGAGGCGUUCUACCUGACGGACCGGGUGAUGACGCUGUCGCUGCACCAGUACGGCAACGGCUUCUUCCCAGGCACAGGGGACAUGUACGAGCUCGGCACGGAAGCCGGCAAGUACUACUCGGUCAACGUGCCGCUCAAGGGCGGUAUCGAUGACCCCAGCUACAUGCAGAUCUUCAAGCCCGUCAUCACGGCGGUGAUGGAGAGCUACCGGCCGACGGCCAUUGUGCUGCAGUGCGGCGCCGACUCGCUGGCGUACGACCGGCUCGGCUGCUUCAACCUCAGCACUAAGGGCCACGGGGAAUGCGUCAAGUUUGUGAAGGAUCUGAACGUACCGACCCUGGUGCUGGGCGGCGGCGGCUACGUGCUGAAGAACGUGGCGCGCUGCUGGACGUACGAGACCUCCAUCCUGGUCGACACCGACAUAAGCGACGAGCUGCCCUACACCACCUACUUUGAGUACUUCGCGCCGGACCUCUGCCUGCACGUGGACAGCAUCCCGCGCCAGGAGAACGGCAACACCAAGGCGUACAUCGAGAGCAUCAUCCGCACUACUAUCGACAACCUGCGCAUGGUGGAGUUCGCGCCCAGUGUGCAGAUGCACGAUCGGCCACCGGACUUCAUCAAGAAGGAGGAGGACGAGGACGAGAAGGACCCGGACGAGCGCGACCCGGAGGACGAGCAGAACGCCAGAGUGGAGCCAGACAACGAAUUCUACAACGGCGAGAAGGACAACGACCAGGACGUCGCGAUGCGAGCCACGUGACCCGCCGCCGGGUGACGGCGCCGUGUGAGGCCAGGCAGUCACAUGACGUGCCACUGGCCGGCGGGGCGGGCGAAAGGCGGGCGGCGGCAGCCGCCGAGGGGGCGUCGUGGGACGCUGCCGUCGCCCCGGUCCGAACGCCGGCUGAGCACGGAGCUGCCCGCCGAGCCUGCGGACUGACGCUGCUCGCGGCCGCUGGUAUGAAUGCGGUCGUGAGGAAUCUCGCCCGCGCUGGGCGGUUGCCUGUGCAGGACGUGGGCAGAGCUGGCCGCAUGGUCAGACGCCUGGAAAUGAGUCGCUUGCUCUCACUGCGGAAAGUGUGCGAUCUCUUGUCUGUGACACAUGCUGGGAGAGCCGGAGUGUGCGGGAAUACGUUCGCGGCGGCGUCCGACGUGCCGCGGCCGGUACGCUGCUCGCUGUGCGGGCAGGCUGCUGCACCUGAGCAGGCAGACGGCUGCGGCUGUGCUGGCAGACGGCUGCACCUGUGCAGGCAGACGGCUGCGGCUGUGCAGGCAGACGGCUGCGGCUGUGCAGGCAGACGGCUGCGGCUGUGCAGGCAGACGGCUGCGGCUGCGCAGGCAGACCGUUGCGGCUGUGCGUGAAGGCAGCUGUGCGGGCAGGCGGCCGCGGCUGUGCUGGCAGACGACUGAGCUGGGAACUUUUGCCCAGACGGCGCGCAGGACAAUGCCAUGUAGCUGGACGUGGACACGUGCUUGGUCGGCUGCGUUACAACACGCUGCUGGUUACUGCUGCUAUUCGGCAAGCGUUUCUCGGCAUUCUUGUGGGUGCUGUUUCAGUGGCAGGCGUCCUCGGCCACGGCCCAGCAUGAAUGAGAAGCUGUUUUGUAAGGACUCACUGACCCCGGCUACGGGGUUUGCCAUCGGAUGUUCGAACAGGUGUUCUCGGUUCUCAGAUGACUUAUGGGUGUCUGGCAGUCAGCACAUGUUCUCACCAAAUCAGCAUGCGUCUUACAAGAGUGUGAGGUUUUGCUGAACUCCGCUGCAUCAUUUUGAGUGGGUCAUCGUUUUGGAAUAAAGCGAAACUAGUUGC